GCAACCAUGGAUUCAUUUAAAGGACAAGGAGGCAUUCAGAUGCUGCUAACUGCGGAGCAAGAGGCUCAGCACAUUGUUUCAAGUGCUAGAAACCUGAAGAUGGCCAGGCUAAAGCAAGCCAAAGAAGAAGCUGAAAAGGAUGUUGCCCUCUUCCGCUCCCAAAUGGAAGCUGAAUACCAGAAUAAAAUCUCUGAGUCAAGUGGAAGCUCUGAUAAUACUGUGAAGCGACUUGAAGAGGAAACUGACAGAAGGAUUAAAGCCUUGACGAAAUCAACCUCGAUGGUAUCAAAAGAAAUAAUUGAAAUGCUCAUGAAACACGUUACAAGUGUGAAGAUUUGA
Gossypium raimondii (Peruvian cotton) is the source of this 339-nucleotide messenger RNA. RefSeq names its product V-type proton ATPase subunit G1. Bases 7 to 339 code for a protein of 110 amino acids. Lineage: Eukaryota; Viridiplantae; Streptophyta; Magnoliopsida; Malvales; Malvaceae. The record is from RefSeq and is a predicted model, not a curated record. Gene Ontology annotation, biological process: proton transmembrane transport. Gene Ontology annotation, molecular function: proton-transporting ATPase activity, rotational mechanism. Gene Ontology annotation, cellular component: vacuolar proton-transporting V-type ATPase complex. The transcript has 3 exons.